Messenger RNA from Nothoprocta perdicaria, 1102 nucleotides. It is a transcript of the gene TMA16, whose product is annotated as translation machinery associated 16 homolog. NCBI's taxonomy places the organism in Eukaryota, Metazoa, Chordata, Aves, Tinamiformes, Tinamidae. Bases 31 to 600 code for a protein of 189 amino acids. The record is from RefSeq and is a predicted model, not a curated record. The transcript is spliced from 8 exons. Gene Ontology annotation, cellular component: nucleus.
GGCGGCGACGUGCGGGGCGCUGCGCUCGCCAUGCCAAAAUUACUAAAAAGCAAAGGGGGAAAGCAAGAGAAAAAAGUUAUCCAUCCUUACAGCAGAAAAGCCGCGCAGCUUGCCAGGGAAGCACACAAACAAGAAAAGAAAGAAAAGUUGAAGACUGAAAAAGCUGUACGCUUAAAUAUCAUUGGAGAAAAAUUACAAUGGUUUCAAAGUCACCUUGACCCCAGUAAGACUGAAUACACAAAGAAGGAUGUUGGUGAACUGAUUGAGAAUUAUAUAGGUCGAUUUAAUGAUGAGUUGGAGCAGAUUGAGUUGCAAAACAGCAUUAAAGGUAGACAAGGAAGACAACAUGGUUCUCGGGAAACAGUCAUCAGGCAGACCAUGGAACGGGAAAGGCGGCUCUAUGAAGGCUAYGGAAUAGAAAUCCCAGAUAUUGUGAACACGAAGCACCUGAAAUUUUUCAGAGAAUGGGAUGGUGAUCUGAAGAAACUGCCAAACAUUAAAAUGAAGAAGUUCUCAGCUAAGGAUGCUGCUUGUAGCCACCCUGAGGGGGCAGAUGUGGAAUGUAAAGAAGAACCAAAUAAAGGAGAAGAGGUGGUUUAAUGAGCACCAGCUGAUCUCAAAGUUGGAACAGCUGAAGGGAAUCAGAAGAAACCUAUUUUAACAAGCACUAGAAACACAAAUAAAGCUGACAUUCCCAAUUAUAUUUGCAAAGGCUUUUCUGGUUGCGUUUUUGAUUACCUCACUGUGUCCCUAUGUUAGAGAACAAACUUUCAGCAAACAGUGAGGGGAAAAACUUGAGAAUGUAAAGCCUGAAAUCGUGCAUGUGUUUUUGCUGCUUCUCACAUUGUACCUGCUCUUCAGGAUGCAGACUCCUAAGCUGAGGAGGAAAUCACAGUUUGUGUCGUGAGAUCCUGCGUGCAGCGCUGCCUCUCUCUCCCAUGUGUGUAGAGCACUCACGAUUCAGGCAGGAGUUGUCCUGGGAGGAAGCCUUUAGCUUUUCCUCUUAAUGGUGUGAAUAUGGAUGGCAGCUCUUGAAAUGUAAUAAACUCUAGAGGUAAAUUGGCACUUGAAGGAGAUUCUCUAAAGUCUGAACUUUCUUCUA